GUUUCAUCUGGCGCGCGCCUUUGCCUGCGUCGUGCAGCUCAUAAGGUUUUAUCGAUGCGGUGUUGCUUCACUUUCAGUCAGGGGACAGACGCACAGGACGGGGAGUGUUGCUGCUGCUUAGCUGCUCACAGUUCAGCUCAGUCCAGGUCCAAUCACGCCGGAACAGUCUGGCAUUCCCUCAGUGGUUCGCCGGAGGAUGCGCAUCUGGAUCGGUUUGAGUGACGAGGUUCUCCCUGUCUUUCAUCCCGCGCAGAGGAAGUUAUAACACCGGUUGGGAGCACUUAGGGUAUUUUUUGGAGAAAAUGGCAGGCGCAAAGUGCCUUUUGAAAACGCCGAGUAACUUCCAGUCAUCUGCCAUGUUUGAGGGAUCUGUGUCUGGCGAGGUGGAAGGAGGCAGCACAGAGAGCACUGUUGUUUCAUCCAUCAGCGCCUGCAAGAGGGUUCUGUGCAGCAACAGCGUCCUGGACUCAUGCGAGUACUGGCUGAAGAAUGAAAAGACUCUUUGCAGACUGGGCCUGCUGGAUGAAGAUGCAGAUACCAGCUGCACCCUGAUGUGUUUUGUGAAUCUGGACCCUCAAAAAACAAACUGUCGAGAUGAUAAAAACAACAAGAAAUUGGCAUCAGUGUCUCCAGACCUGCCAAAACUUGUUGAAUUACUGACUGUCCACCAGCCCAAAGAAAAUGAGAUCCUACUGCUUGGUGGCCUGGGAACCUCAGAAACAUGCCAAACACACCCACACUCCCCCCUGCAGGGCGGGCAGCGCACAGGUGUGUGUCUGCUUCCAUGUUCAGGGAAGGGGCACUCCAUCUCCUCUGCCAGCAUCAUCUUUGAGAUCAACAAGUUUCUGAUUGGGAUGCAGUGGGUAAAGGAGCGACAGUUUCAGCAGGGCCGAGCUGCUGGACAGAAAGUUGAUGAUGACACCAGUUGUUUGAUAUCAUCCAUUGAAGAGGACUUCCAGACAGCAUCAGAACACCUCGGAGAGGACAGUGAAGAUGAUGGCUUAAGAAAUGAACCAGAGAGUAGUGAUGUAGGGCACAGCUCAGUCGAGGCUGCACAGAAACACAGUGUCAAACAUCUAUGUCACGGGGGACAGCUGGCUCGUCAUCACAGCCAGGAUGAUAGUGACGUAAAAAGGGAGGAGCUUCCAAGUGCAAGUCUUCAUACAAAGGAAUCCGCUGGCCAAUACGCAACCAAUCUAGCUGAGUCGGUGUUGCAAGAUGCCUUCAUACGACUUUCUCAAGAUGAAGCUUCCUUUGUCCCUGAGGCAGCAAUCAGCGUGUCCCUCUCUAGCUGUCCUUCCAACAGACCUUCAAAGACCAAACAGCCUUCACAACAGCGCACCUGCUCUUUUGAACUACCCAAAAUAGUCAUAGUUCAGAGCCCAGACAAUUUGGACGGACCUGCAGAAUGGUCAGAGACACAACCAUCACAUGUGCAUGAUUAUGAUAUCCCUGCCAAAGCAGAGGAAAUGCCUGAGACUGGAACCCAGGCUCCAACUCAUAAACAGAGUGGUGGACACAAACAUGUUGAGAUGGCUUUGGCCUUAGCAGCCACUGUUAUUGGCACCAUUUCUUCCCCACAACUGACUGAAAAAAUUAGUCUUGAAUCUGCUUCAGUAGAGAUAACAGCGGAUGAGCUGCAGGAAAUAAAGGAAAGGAGUGACUAUUCUGUCUCCUCAGCUAUGUGUGGUAUGGCUCAAGUAGCAGGAGCAGUAGCGGCAGUUGAGUUAACUGAGGAAUCAGUAGGAAUUGGUGAUUCUGAUGGAGAUUCCACUGAGGUCUUCACACCCUCCCACGGUCUGAUGUCUGCAGCCAAGGCCUCCACAGCCUUCCCACUGCACUGCAGUGUGGCAGCAGGUACAAGUGUGGAGGCAUUUCGAGCUAAUAUUGCUGAAGUUUUGCACAGGGAAGCAGCAGAGGUCUUGACUCAACCACAAGGCUACAAAAGUGUGGCAGACUUGCUGGAGACCACACAUAACAAAAUAGUGGAUGGUAUUACCUGUCCCAAAAAAUACUGCAUGGAUGAAAGCAAGGUGGACGACCUAAUAAAUGAGGUUGCUGACAGCCUAUUCAAACAUGCUUUAGAGAAGGCUAGAAAGAAAAAGGAACUAGAUGGUGCUGGAAAGGAUGCUCCCAGCCUCCAGGUCUUUCUUCAGGACAGUGUAAACAACUUGCUAUUUGAAAUUCUCUGCUUGACCCAGAAGAAGAUCAGUCAUAUUUCUACGGGUGAGCAAAGGACAGAGGAAGCACCAGAGACUGAUAUUUUUCAGAUGCCUGCUGCUGCAAAGGAGAGCAAGGCUCCAUUAAGUCAACUGAAGAGCUUGGUUGGUAAUAGUCAUUCCACGAAUUGCGAGAACCUGAGUGGCAUGUUCCACUGCGCAGAGAGGUUUUCGAUGGCUUCUGGACUGAAGCAGAAGCAGGUACCUGAAGAAGGGGACAUAAUGGCUUCUUCCUCCACAGCACACUUUAAAGAACAGUUGCAAUCCCAACGCAGACAAAGUCAGCCUAAACCUAAAGACUUAAAUGAUCAUCAGCAGAACAAUGGUACCAUCAGAGAACCUUUAUGUGAAAUAUCAGCUCACAUCACAGAGAGGAGGGGUCGUUUAGUGAUGGGCAGUGAGAGCAAACAGACCGCUCUAAUCUCACAGUCCUCUCUCAAUUCCUGCAGUUCUCUUCUCUCCUUAAGAGUGGACUCUGACUCCAGGGCACCUAUCACUUGUUAUGCUGAAGAUCUGGCUGCUACAGUGGUGUCAAUGGCCACAGAGCUGGCGGCCAUCUGUCUGGAAAACUCCACCGGGAAACAGCCUUGGUUUUGUGCCCUUAACGGGACAUCUACCGAAGUAACAGAGACCUACUUGAUGCCAGCUUGCCGCACUGUUUUAAGGCUAAAAGAGUCUCAAAGCAGCAAUGCGGCCUCUAGAAAACACCGGGCACCCCGACUCAGUGAGAUUAAGAGAAAAACAGAGGAGCAACCAGAACUAAUGGAGAGGCUGGUUAACCGUGUGGUGGAUGAAUCAGUCAACCUUGAUGAACCGCAAGAUCCGUUUGCCCUCUUCGCCUCUGAAGUCUCAGCGAGAAUCAUGAAUUGCCCUGAACUCAACGUGGUGGAUACCUCCAAGACAGGCCAGCAGCGCAGCAGGCUACAGUGUGAAAAGUGGAGUCGUGGAAAGGCGUCAAGUUAUGAGAGCAUUCCAGAAGAAGACACAGACCCCUCAGGCGCACCCAACACCCUGGGCCCAGGCAGUCGGUUAGGUCAGAACCUAAGCCGUGGUAGUUCAAUUUCUAAGCAGUCCAGCUGUGAGAGCAUCACAGAUGAGUUCUCACGGUUCAUGGUAAACCAAAUGGAGACUGAGGGUAGAGAGUUUGACCUGCUGCUGGAUUACUACGCAGGGAAGAAUGCCAGCACCAUCCUGGCUGCAGCUGUGCAGCAGGCUGCAACAAAGAAAAAUGGUCAACUUAAUGUCAGAGCAUCUUCCUGCCUGUCUAAGCAGUCUAGCACAGAGAGCAUCACAGAGGAAUUCUACCGUUUCAUGCUCCGAGACAUGGACAAGGAGAACAAAGACUAUGGUAUUGCCAAAACUAAAGAAUGGAGCAACAGUCUUUUCCCGCCUACUCCUAGAACACCCUUCUGUAUUCGGCAGUCUUCUGUCCCAGACCGGCGCUCCUCAGACUCCCGAUUGACAGUCAACUCGCCCAUAAAAGCCAACUCUUUUGAUGGAUUUGUCCGCAAUGUAUAUGGAGACACUCUAAAUAUCUUUCCCACCAACUCAGUAUCAGCAACAGGAUUGUGCAAGUCUGACUCCUGCCUCUAUCAAAGGGGGAAGACUGAUCAGAUUACGGACUUGCUGAUCCAUGAGACCUGGUCAAGCUCUAUUGAGUCCUUAAUGAGAAAGAACAAGAUCAUUGCUGAUCCAGAGGACAGUAUCGAGUUGGAGGCUUCAGGAGACUCCCAGCCUCAUGUGUGGCAAUUUGCCAAUCGACUGGCAGCUGACAUUGUUCAUAUUGGCAAGGCUGCACUUGGAGGACAGCAAGAUGUUGCUGAGACAACGCCUGGGUCACACACACAGCCGCACACGCCUGUUGUUGAGAGGAGAAGGGGGUUUAAACAGUCUCAUCUGACUUGCAGUCGCAGUAGGUCCAGCCAGGAGCAAGCUGGUUUGGGCCUAGGGUCUGGAAGUUGUGAUAGCAAUACUCCCUGCACCAGAGGUCCCAGAGAUGUGCCACUCAUCCAUAUUGAGGGAGAUCAAAGGGUUGAAGAGACUCUUUCAAAGCCUGAAAGGACAGGAGCAGGGCCAGAGGAAACAUCUGUAAAUGCAAUGCGAAUGGAGAUACCUAUUGCCAGUAGCAGCAGCAGUGAGAGGGACAGACCAGCUGUGGCAGUGGCUGCAGUAGUGAAGAGGGACAAACGUUCAAUGAGUACUAGCAGUGAAGAGAGCAUGGGGAGCUGGUCUCAUAUAACUCCUGAAGAUGACCCCCACGAGGAGACCAGUAGUUUUAUCCAGCUGAGUGAGGGGAAUGGGACCAGCAGUGCAUCAAGCCUUGGCCUGGCAGACCUGGAUGCUUUUUCUGAUGUCCCCUCUCAAAGCACAGUGAUCAGUGAGGAGACAAAGAAAAGCCACCUGGAGGGAAAUAAGGUCAAUGCUUUAGAGAGCUCUUCAGGAAGUCCUGCAGGCAGCAGCAGUCACCUCAGGCAGCUUUUAGUGGUGAAUUGUGACCUGGAACAAGAAUGUGAGGACUCUGAACUCAGAGUGGCUCUGCAGUGGAUCGCCGCCUCCGAGUUGGGCCUUCCUGCUCUCUACUUCAGGAAGUCAAAGGAGAAGAGGUUAACAAAGUUUCAGAGUGUGGUCCAUCUGAUGGCCCAGAAGGCGUGGCGGAUUGCAGACUUGUUCAGCGCCGUGGUUCAGUUCUGUAAGCUACAUGAGACUGAGGUGGACAAGUCUCUUCGGGCCAGCCUUUUUGACUGGCUUUUGGAAACCCUUUAGGACAAACUGACCUCCUCUUGCUGCUAACAGAAACACACACAGUCGUGUGAGUUUGUUACUGUUUGCCCUGUCCUGGCUCAUCUCUGUGUCUCUUAACGUAAAUCACAGCUUUGUUGCCAUGACUGAGAAAUUCAGAAGUCUCAUGUGGUUGCCAGUUUACAGGUAGAAUUUGACCAGCUUCCCUUUAACUCAAGCAUGUUUUUGUUUUCCAUUCCAUCUCUCAAGUGAGUUGCCAACAAACUUAAAGCAAAUACCAGCUGUAUAUGGCCGAAACAUUCCUGAUGGGAGCCAACUUUAAGCUAUCUAAAGUUUUUAAAGGUCAACAGGCUUUAACAACUCCAAAAUUACAUAUUAUGUAAAAAUAUUAUGUAAAAACCUCUGAAAUAAAAACCUUGUGACUAUAGCAAAAUCAAAGCUCUCAAACAUGUUGAAUCGAAAUGGCUCAUAUUUUGGAUCAUAUUUGCUCUACACAAGCAAAUCCUCCACAUCUGUGUUUUGUUCCUUGGCCAAUGUGCCGCCACUGUAGUGACUUUGAAAUUCAUUCCUGAGUCAGUAUGUUGUUUAGCUUCCCGUUACCUGAGAUCUGUUUAUUUUGGACAGCCAUACUGUAAAUACUGUAGAUUUGGAACUGUUGCACCUUGGAGUAGUGGACUGCUCUCUAUAGCUUUUAAUAUGUUCAAGAGACAAAGUGAGGUUUGUAACGUUAAAUUUGUAUGUGGAUUUGCUUGUCUAUUUCUCUACUUUGUGGUAAAAUAGUGCAACAUCAGCAUCGGACAUGGGUGGGGGGCAAAAAAAAAAAAGCACACAAUUCAUCUGUAAACUCUGUCACAAUAGAACUGAAUGUAUUUAUCUUUUGACAUGAAUAAAUUUCUGUGAUGUGAAGAAAAA
Girardinichthys multiradiatus is the source of this 5870-nucleotide messenger RNA. Its product is annotated as SPHK1 interactor, AKAP domain containing. Bases 303 to 4982 code for a protein of 1559 amino acids. The transcript is spliced from 12 exons. Gene Ontology annotation, cellular component: cytoplasm. Gene Ontology annotation, molecular function: protein kinase A binding. Lineage: Eukaryota; Metazoa; Chordata; Actinopteri; Cyprinodontiformes; Goodeidae. The record is from RefSeq and is a predicted model, not a curated record.